GGCAACGAUCAAGCAAGAGAUGUUCAGUGUUGUAAUACAACAAGUUAACAUUAGGCAACGUCCGAGAGAACAACAUUGUGCUGGUGCCAAGGCCUCGUUAGUAUUUGACAGAAAGCGCUGCCAAAGGUCGUUGUGGCUAGAAGCGGUGAUUCUUCGCUGCGUUUGCUUCCAUAUUUUGCGGAAGUCCCUAAAUUUAUUUAGAUGUACCCGGAAGUGCUGAAAUGGUUUUCGUUGUGACACGUAUUAUGGCAGAUCCGGAUCGGAGGAAAAGGAAGGCAGCCGAGUUUAGUUUUAGAUCGGAGGAGCAAUGUUUUAAAUUGAAUUGAAUUUGUAUUUCAGUUUUACUCCAAGUAGAAUUGCCUCCGUGGCGGAUGAUUGUUGCUUAGCUUCCCUCCCGGAUCGGAUGCUCUUGUUGCUCGGAAAGUUCAAUUGAUGGCUUUUGCUGUACACGAUGAUAGCCUUAAGAACAACACCACGGGCUUCAAGCAUUCGGGCGAAUUACAACGUGUGUUAGCAAACGCCACAACUAACCCCAAUGGAAAAUUCUGGUCCAAGUUGGAAGCCAAGCCAUGGAUUGCCUUUUUGUUUGUGGGCACGUGCCUAGUGUACUGUGUCAGAGUAACACUGCCUAUCUGUGUAGCUACCAUGGCAGAACAAUUUGCAUGGGACAAGACACAGUCUGGAAUUGUGCUCGGAAGCUUUUUCUGGGGAUAUUGCCUGACUCAAAUCAUAGGUGGCCACAUUAGUGACAGAUUGGGUGGUGAUAAAAUACUUCUCCUUUCAGCUACUGCAUGGGGCUCGGUAAUUACCCUCACUCCACUUAUUGUUCACUGGACCUCUACACCAAUCACUUUUGUAACCUUAUCCCGAUUCCUUAUGGGCCUGUUUCAAGGUGCAUUUUACCCAUCUCUGUCAAGUCUGUUCUCCAAUAAAGUGCGAGAGAGUGAUCGAGCAUUUACCAACAGUGCAGUGUGCACUGGCUCCCAGGUUGGGACAUUAAUAAUCGGAGCUUUUGGUUCAGUGUUGUUGGACUGGUAUGGCUGGGAGACUGUGUUCUACUUUUCUGGCCUCCCUUCCAUUCUGUGGGCGUACUGUAUGUGGAAAUAUUUCCUUAAUGGAGAAGACCAGAUUAUAUCUUUGGAAAGUUUGGGCAACAGUCUAAUGAAUUCAAGGGACGAUAAAGUCGCGUGGAGAAAACUAUUUAAAAGUGCUCCCGUCUGGGGUGUCAUUGUAGCUCAUGUUUGCAUCAGCGGUACUUUUUUCUGCCUUUUGUCAUGGAUGCCAACAUUCUUCCAUGAUUCGUUUCCUGAAUCUAAGGGUUGGGUUUUCAAUGUAGUUCCUUGGGCUGUUGCAGUCCCAUUCUCUUUGUUUGGUGGCAUUCUGACUGAUCAUCUGGUCAAGCUUGAAUUUACUCUAUUUUUAGGGUUUGACACUGCUAAGGUGCGUAAAUUAAUGCAGGUGAUUGCCAUGGGAUUAUCCAGUAUCUUUACCGUAUUACUGAGUUACUCAGGCAGCUAUUACCAAUCAUUAAUGUGUAUAUCAGCUAGUUUAGGACUUCAGACCUUCAGUCACAGUGGGGUAACUGUCAAUGUUCAAGAUUUAGCACCAUCCUGUGCCGGUGCACUGUUUGGUGUUAUGAACACAGGUGGAGCUUUAUUUGGCGUUGCUUUAGUAUACUUUGCAGGUUAUCUCAUUGAAACUUCAGGAUCCUGGCCAUCGGUUUUCAGCUUGAUCAGCAUAGUCAACACAUUUGGCCUUUCUAUCUUUGUCAUCUUUGGUCAGGCUACGCGAGUAGAUAUAUAAUUAAUGGCUUUCAAACUGAAUUCCAAAGUUACUGACCACAGACUUCAAGAAGAAAGAGAGAAUAUAAUUUUAAAAUGUAAAGGUUCUGACCAGUUUUUCUUGGAUUGAUGAACUGUUGAGCUUAUUAUUGUACUUUGUUUCGAAACAAGUUGCUGCUGAAGUCCUGUUUUGAACAAAAACAAGACUUAAAUAUGCACAAAACCAUUUAUGCUAUUUUUAGUGAUUUUAUUUGUUGAAGAAAUACUAUUUUUACAUGAAUACACUAUUUAUCAAAAUAUACAUAUACAAACUUAUAAAUGAAAUAAAAUGAAUUUUAUGUGCGUUGUCAGAAGAUGAGACACUGAUAGUGCCAUCUUAAAGGAGGAUGCUGACAGAGAGCCAAGCUUAAACUCUGAAAAGAUGUAACUGCCCUAUGCUGUUCUUCAAUUUUAUUAGCUGUUUCUUCAUUGACUCCAUGCUUAAAGGUGCACUUGGAAUUUUUGUUUCCAAUUUGCAUUUUAAUCUAAUACCAGCAUUAGUAAUAAAUGUGAAAUCAAUAAGAAUCUUCAUUUUUGAAGCUUGCAGUUUACAGUUCAUCCUUUUUACAUUCCAGUAACUAACUAUGACUUGUGAUGAAAGCAGUAUAUUAUAUGAUUUUGGAUUUCCAAACAGGCUGAUAGAUAUGGGAUGGUUCUGCGAAGUUUAUUUUUGUAUAAGGUUAAGAAGAAACUUAGAACUCUGACUAUGUCAAAAAAAUCACACAACACCAGGUUAUAGUCCAACAAGUUUAUUUGAAAUCACAAACUUUUCGAAUGCAGCUCCUUCAUCCUGUUGGAUAUAACCUGGCAUCUUGUGAAUUUUGACUUUACCCACCACAAUCCAACACCGGUACCUCCACAUCAUAGAAUAGUGACCUAAGUACAUAAUUUCGAAGAAAGCAUAUGAUGGCAAUUCGGUGUCUGGGAGCACUCCUGUAGUAUUACUGAAUAAAAUGUUACUAUUGUUGGGUUUAUGGCAGGAAGUGUAAACAUAAUAAGGCAAUUGGUUUUGUUUUACUUUGGAACAGAGGUUCAGUUGUUUUUGGAUCAGAACAACCCAGAUUUCAGUGCCAAACAUGAAACCGUUCCCCUUAGCAAAGGAAUUAAGGUAGUUCAGGGGAUUCAGUCAACUCAGCUGAAGUCCUUUCGAGUCAAUGGAGCUUCCAAGCUGGCAGAUUUUUGAUAACUGCUGUCAAAUUGUUACAACUUGAAAAGUUAAAGUCAUAAGAAUUGUGAGAGGUUCAUGCCACCAUUACAGAGAGAAAUUGUAGGACAAAACUAUCUCAACAGUACAAGGGAAGAAACUGUGAAAUGCCACUCAAAUAAAGUUGAAAAAAAAAGAAAUAGCAGUGAUAUCUCUCGGAUUGAAUCUCUGUAAUAGAUAGUGUUGGGAACAGGUUGAAACUUUCCUUUAGAAGUUUGUUUUAAAUUCAUUCAUUUAUUUGUUUAUUUCAUUUGUGCAAUAAAUGUAUUUUCUGUUGUUAAAGAACAUAUGUAACCUCAUGUGAAUACAUUCCAGUGACUAACCACCACAUUAACCAAUGAUAAAAGAAACUAUGACUUGUCAUCUUAAAUUUCAUUCUGGGGGGUUCAACUUAUACCAGCAAUACUAGCAGCUGGGAUUAUAAUAAACUACACACUCUUUAAUUCAUUACAGGAUUCUUACACUUUUAGAUGUAACUUUAAUUUUUUUUUGAUUAUUUUGACAAUAAAGAUCAAAUUUCCAAAUGCAAUGUCUAAAACCUACUUCUGUAGUUAGUUAUUAAUAUCCACAUUGCUGAAUAUUUCCUUUAGUUUUUAUUGUUGAGCAUAAAAAUGCCAAUUGUCUUUUAUGAGUUCUGGUGAUAGGAAUGUCUGGCGUAAACUUGGCACCAUUCAGCUAUCACAGUCCAAUUUUUAUCAUGUUUGCAUGUGGUAUUUUCUGACUGUUGACCCAUCAACUCAAUGACGUGCAGUCCAUUUACAGUCCAUGUGAUAUAUAUGAUAUAUCACAUAUAUUAAUUGAAAUGUGCUACUUUUAACAGUUAGUUUUGCAUGCUUUUACUUUCUGCUUUUGCAAUGGGAACAGCAAAUCCACACAGCAACUUCACUCUUAACAUCAGAUUACUGCAUAAAAUAAAAAUAAUUAGUUUAAAUCCACCAUGUUUGUAUUCAUCAAUAUCUGUAUAUUCAGAAUCAAAUGGUUAUGUUUAAAUUCUAUAUAUAAUUACUUAAUUUUAAGUUGCAUUGCAAUUGUAAGGUGCUUAAAUAAUAAAUGGUUAAUUUCUAAACCAUUAACUCUGCAGAUAAAAAAAAUCUUUGGAAGUUGAAAAUAUAUGAACUGUUGCUAUUUUGUAGAAUAUUGGCAAUAAAGUUUGAAUAUAGCAUUUUAUCUUCUGUGUAGCUGGAUGUAGCAUUUGUCCAACGACCUGUUUUAUUUUCAC
Molecule: messenger RNA, 4243 nt
Organism: Stegostoma tigrinum
Lineage: Eukaryota; Metazoa; Chordata; Chondrichthyes; Orectolobiformes; Stegostomatidae
Gene: slc17a9b
Product: solute carrier family 17 member 9b
Exons: 13
Coding region: 433-1803 (456 amino acids)
Biological process (GO): transmembrane transport
Molecular function (GO): transmembrane transporter activity
Source: RefSeq, a predicted model, not a curated record